Messenger RNA from Theobroma umbraticum, 758 nucleotides. RefSeq names its product mediator of RNA polymerase II transcription subunit-like protein. Gene Ontology annotation, cellular component: mediator complex. Gene Ontology annotation, biological process: regulation of DNA-templated transcription. NCBI's taxonomy places the organism in Eukaryota, Viridiplantae, Streptophyta, Magnoliopsida, Malvales, Malvaceae. The record is from RefSeq and is a predicted model, not a curated record.
AGCCCGUUCAGAAUUGCAGAUUCCAGGAAAAUUGAAAAGGUUGAACCCUUUGUCCGUACACUCACAAGAACAAAAAAUAAAAGGAAGGAAGGAAAACGUUAAAACCCUUGAAUUGGUUGUUGCUGAGGGGAGAGUGAAAUUUGUGAAGCAGGCAUGAGUAGUGAAAGGCAAGAGCUUCAGUUGGAUCCGCAGAUUCAGUCGGCUCAGGGUUCGAGAGAAGACAUGAUUUCGUGGGUGGUGGCGUUGGAGACGGCUUUGUUGCCGUGCUUGCCGGCCAGAGAGCUUCAGGCUAUCGACCGUUCUCCCCACCCUUCUCAUCAGAUUGAUGUAGAGAGACAUGCUAGAGACUUUAUGGAGGCUGCCAAGAAGCUACAGUUAUACUUCAUUGGCCUGCAGCGUGAGGAUCAGCCAACCAGGGCUGAAAUGCUCAGAAAAGAAAUUGCAACAAUGGAAGAAGAAUUGAAGGUAAAGUCUGAGAUCAUCAACAAUCAAGAGAGACUGAUCCAGGGAUGGCGUAAGGAUUUGACAGACCAACUGGACAAACACAACACUGAACUGGAGAGAGUAUAGUUGACUAGCAAUAAGGGCGUAGUGAUCUCUAAGGUUAUUUUGCUCGAGAUUAGUUUGAGUUAGGGUCUUGCUUUACUACCAGUCAUCUUAUUGCUCAGUAGUGGCAGUAUUUUUAUUCGCUGCUUGUUAAACUGCAGGAAGCACAAUUAAUUCAACCCAUCAAUAUACUGAUUUAGUCUUUCUGCUAA